Messenger RNA from Perca fluviatilis (European perch), 955 nucleotides. RefSeq names its product high choriolytic enzyme 1-like. The record is from RefSeq and is a predicted model, not a curated record. NCBI's taxonomy places the organism in Eukaryota, Metazoa, Chordata, Actinopteri, Perciformes, Percidae. Gene Ontology annotation, biological process: proteolysis. The transcript has 9 exons. Bases 47 to 814 code for a protein of 255 amino acids. Gene Ontology annotation, molecular function: zinc ion binding; metalloendopeptidase activity.
ACUCGCUGUGUCUCUCUCCACUCAGACGUAGCAGUAAUUUGUUGACAUGAAAUUGAAGUGCAUUCUGGGCCUUGCGGUCCUUGUGGCUGUCUCAGCCUGGGCUGAGGAGGAGGCUUUGACUGGUUCAGAGCGGAUUGAGAGAGCCAACAGGGACGUUGUGCGAUCUCCUGGUGAGCCGUACAUAGAGGACGAUGUUGCGUAUGAGUCAGAGGCUGUGAGGAACGCUGACCCCUGCACGUCUGAAGGCUGCAUGUGGCCCCGGUCCGCCGACGGGAAGGUCUACGUGGCCUACACCAUCUCCAGAGUGUUCUCCCCUCGUGCGGUGGCCAUCAUUACGCGUGGUCUGCAGUCCUUCCACGAAGUCUCCUGUAUCCGCUUCGUCCAACGCACCGGCCAGAGAGACUACCUGAAUAUCCAGUCCCUUAACGGGUGCUACUCCUACCUCGGCCGUCUCGGCAAUGGGCAGGAUCUGUCCCUGGAUCGUUCAGGCUGCGUUUACCACCACACUGUCCAGCAUGAGGUGCUCCACGCGCUGGGCUUCCACCACGAGCAGAAACGCUCCGACCGGGACGAGUACAUCCGCCCUGUGCUGGAGAACGUCAUCCCUGGACAGGAGCACAACUUUGACAAAAUCCUCACUCUGAACCAGGGAACCCCCUACGACUACGGCUCUGUGAUGCAUUACCACAGGUAUGCUUUCUCCAAAAACAACCAGCCCACCUUGGUGGCCAUCCCUGACCCCAGCGUGCAGUUCGGCCAGGCCUCCGAGAUGAGCAAGAUGGACAUCAUCAGGCUCAACAAGCUGUACUGCUGAACCGUCUCCGGGUGAAUAGGGUGAAGCAGAAAAUACUUCAGGAAUUAUCAUCAUCGUCGCUGUCAUUUUUCUCAAUCGCUUGGUCAUUCAUUUUAAAUUGCUUUAAUGAACAUCAAUAAAUUUGCUUUCAAGCAUACAGUU